AUGUCUGACAGCACCCCUCGGCUGCGGCCACCAUUCCGUGCAGAACAUGUCGGAUCCCUCAAACGACCUGAUACGCUGCUGCAGAAACGCAAAGACUUCUCCACGGGUUUAUGCACCGCAGAAGAACUGCGCUGCGCCGAAGACGAGGCCAUCAGAAAGGUCAUCCAAAUGCAGAGGCAGAGAGGUAUGAAGACCAUCACCGACGGAGAAUUCAGGAGGCUGAUCUUUUGGGAAGGUCUCCACGAGAAAUUAGAGGGCAUGAGCAUCAUUCCUAAUGCUUUACACCUCGCAAUGGAUUAUGUUCCCAGUGUUGCAUAUUUCAAGCAACGUAACCUCCCCAUGACUGCGUAUGUUUGUGAAGGCAAAUUACUACGUAAAACGCCAUUCUAUGUCAACGAUUUCACAUCCCUAAAGGCUUUGACGCUUCCUGAGGAACACAACCGGCUGAAGGUCACAAUGUGCGCCCCAGAAUGGUUUCAUCUGCGGCAUGGAGAAUAUACAUAUUCCAAGGCAGUAUACCAGAAUGAUGAGGAAUAUUUCGCGGAUAUUGUGAAAGCAUACCGAGAAGAAAUUCGCGACCUUUAUGCUGCAGGCUGCCGAUUACAUCUGUGCAGGGGAAACGUGAUUAACGGUCAUCCAUUCAGCGAGGGUAGCUUCGAUCCCAUUGCUGUAAAGCUGUUCCGCGAGAUCGAUGCAGAUGUCUAUUACCUGGAAUAUGAUUCUGACCGUGCUGGUACACUGGAGCCGCUACGGUGGUUGCCGCGGGGCAAAUUCGUUGUCCUCGGCUUGAUAUCUAGUAAAACUGCCGAGCUGGAGAGCAAGGACGCGCUGAUUGAACGCGUACUCGAAGCAGCGAGAAUAAUUUCUGAUGGUGUGGAGAAACGACCGCUGGUUGAGGCGUUGAAUCAAAUUUGUAUCAGUCCACAAUGCGGAUUUGCGUCUCAUUCAGACGGAAACUCGCUUACAGAGGAUGAUGUUGUCCGGAAGCUAACGCUACUGGUAGAAACGUCGAAAGCCCUCUGGUCUGACGCUUGA
This is a messenger RNA of Fibroporia radiculosa, 1035 nucleotides long. RefSeq lists its product as uncharacterized. NCBI's taxonomy places the organism in Eukaryota, Fungi, Basidiomycota, Agaricomycetes, Polyporales, Fibroporiaceae. The record is from RefSeq and is a predicted model, not a curated record. Bases 1 to 1035 code for a protein of 344 amino acids. Gene Ontology annotation, molecular function: zinc ion binding; 5-methyltetrahydropteroyltriglutamate-homocysteine S-methyltransferase activity. The transcript is spliced from 12 exons.